GGCGGCCGGCGGUGCGGGGGGAGGGGGCCCGGUCCGGGAGUGCGGGAGGCAGUGGUAGAGGGAGGAGGCGGUAGCGGACUGGAGUCUCAACCGCGCCAAGGCGGACACUUCGGUGGAGCGAGGCAGUAGAAACACGGAGCACCCAAGGCAGCACUGGGAAUCCCGGCUUAGAGAAGGGGGUCGCCGGACCGAGUGAAGGGGAGGGGGCGAUGCUGGAAGCCAUGGCGGAGCCCAGUCCCGAAGAUCCGCCUCCGACUCUUAAGCCUGAGACUCAGCCACCGGAGAAGCGGCGGAGAACAAUUGAGGAUUUCAACAAAUUCUGCAGUUUUGUCUUGGCCUAUGCUGGUUACAUCCCCCCUAGCAAAGGGGAAAGCGAUUGGCCAGCUUCUGGCUCUAGCUCUCCAUUACGAGGUGAGAGUGCAGCAGACAGUGAUGGCUGGGACUCAGCCCCGUCGGACCUUCGAACUAUCCAGACUUUUGUUAAGAAAGCAAAAUCAUCAAAGAGAAGGGCAGCUCAAGCAGGUCCUACCCAGCCAGGACCCCCAAGGUCCACUUUUUCUCGUCUGCAGGCCCCUGAUAGUGCUACUCUGCUUGAGAAGAUGAAGCUCAAGGACUCUCUGUUUGAUCUGGAUGGGCCCAAAGUGGCAUCUCCACUGUCUCCCACAUCGUUGACCUCCCGGCCUCCUGCUGCUCUCACCCCAGUGCCACUGUCCCAGGGGGACCUCUCCCAGCCUCGAAAGAAGGACCGAAAGAAUAGAAAGUUGGGACCAGGAGGUGGGGCUGGCUUUGGGGUGCUUCGGAGACCUCGGCCAGCUCCUGGGGAUGGGGAAAAACGGUCUCGAAUCAAGAAGAGCAAGAAGCGGAAGUUGAAAAAGGCCGACCGGGGGGAUAGACUCCCACCUCCUGGCCCUCCUAGGGCUCCUCCCAGUGAUACAGACUCUGAAGAGGAGGAGGAAGAGGAAGAAGAGGAAGACGAUGAGGAAGAGACGACAGUGGUGGGUGGUGGUGGAGUUCCAGCCCCUGUGCUCCCAACACCCCCUGAAGCCCCCAGGCCCCCCGUUACAGUGCACCCUGAAGGGGCUCCCCCUACUGACAGUGAAGGCAAAGAUGCGGGCAGCACAGAAACAAGCCAAGAUGGAGAUGCCAGCUCCAGUGAAGGAGAGAUGCGGGUCAUGGAUGAGGACAUCAUGGUAGAAUCAGGUGAUGACUCAUGGGAUCUGAUCACAUGUUACUGCAGAAAGCCCUUUGCUGGGCGGCCCAUGAUCGAGUGCAGCCUCUGUGGGACAUGGAUCCACCUCUCCUGUGCUAAGAUUAAGAAGACCAAUGUUCCUGACUUCUUUUAUUGCCAGAAAUGCAAGGAACUUCGGCCAGAGGCCCGGCGGUUAGGGGGUCUUCCCAAAUCUGGAGAACCCUGACGUCACUGUUUAAGGCUGGAACUUCUGACAUGGGAACUGAGCCUCAGUCUCCAGCCUUCCCUUGGAUUGAGGAGGGUGUCCCCACUUGAGGGCCAGAAUUCCCAAGGGAG
Messenger RNA from Rattus rattus (black rat), 1525 nucleotides. It is a transcript of the gene Phf23, whose product is annotated as PHD finger protein 23. The record is from RefSeq and is a predicted model, not a curated record. Lineage: Eukaryota; Metazoa; Chordata; Mammalia; Rodentia; Muridae. The coding region runs from base 210 to 1415 and encodes 401 amino acids. Gene Ontology annotation, biological process: negative regulation of autophagosome assembly; positive regulation of protein ubiquitination; negative regulation of autophagosome maturation. The transcript is spliced from 5 exons.